Messenger RNA from Ahaetulla prasina, 2403 nucleotides. Its product is annotated as zinc metalloproteinase-disintegrin-like NaMP. Gene Ontology annotation, molecular function: metalloendopeptidase activity. The record is from RefSeq and is a predicted model, not a curated record. Gene Ontology annotation, biological process: proteolysis. Lineage: Eukaryota; Metazoa; Chordata; Lepidosauria; Squamata; Colubridae. Gene Ontology annotation, cellular component: plasma membrane.
UUUGCAUAUAAGGGCAUGAAUGAAGCUGAAGGACUCAUUCCUUGCUUCUCACAGUCAACAGGAGAAGAGCUCAGGUUGGCUUGGAAGCAGAAAGAGAUUCCCUGUCCGCCAUCCGAUCCAGGCUCCAAAAUGAUCCAAGCUCUCUUGGCAACUAUAUGCGUAGUGGUUUUUCCAUAUCAAGGGAGCUCAACAAUCCUGGAAUCCGGGAAAGUUAAAGAUUAUGAAGUAGUAUAUCCACAAAAACUCCUUCCACUGCCCAAAAGAGGAAUUGAGCGGCGUGAGGAAAAGACCAAAUAUGAAGAUACCAUGAAAUAUGAAUUUCAAGUGAAUGGAGAGCCAGUGGUCCUUAAUCUAGAAAAAAAUAAACGACUUUUUUCCAAUGAUUACAGCGAAACUCAUUAUUCCCCUGAUGGCAGAGAAAUUACAACAAACCCUCCGGUUCAGGAUCACUGCUAUUAUCAUGGACACAUCCAGAAUGAUAUUGACUCAACUGCAGUCAUCAACGCAUGCGACGGCUUGAAUGGAUAUUUCAAGAAUAAUGGUGAGAUGUACAUUAUUGAACCCUUGAAGCCUUCUGACAAUGAAGCACAUGCGGUCUUCAAAUAUGAAAGUCUGGAAAAAGAGGAUGAGAUCCCUAAAGCCUGUGGAGCAAUCCAUUCUUCUGGGAAAUCAGAUGAGCCUAUCCAAAAGACCGCAAAGAUAUUUUCUACUCCAGAAGAAAAAGAAAAAUACUUGGAGGCUGAAAAAUAUGUUGAGCUUUACAUGGUUGCAGACAAUUUAAUUUACAGGAAGUACAGCCACAACAUUACUAAUGUAAGGACGAGAGUAUCUGAAAUUCUCAACUAUGCAAAUGCGUACUAUAAAGAUCUGAAUAUUCAUGUAGUAUUGAUUGGAUUAGAAAUCUGGUCUGAUGAAGAUAAGAUUGAGAUCAAUGGAUCAUCAGAACCCACUUUGAAAGCCUUUGCAGCAUGGAGACAUUCAGAUCUACUGAAGCGCAAAAGGAAUGAUAAUGCUCACUUACUCACGGGUAUUCACUUUGAUGGAGGAGUCUUAGGAAUAGCUUACAUAAGCGGCAUGUGCAAUUCUCUCCUAUCUGUAGGAAUUUCUCAGGAUAACCACAACCAGGAACGUUACAUUGCAGCUAUAGUGACCCAUGAGAUGGGUCAUAAUCUUGGCAUGGAUCAUGAUGCAGCUUCCUGUACUUGCAACAAAGAACCAUGUAUUAUGGAGCCCUCAGUAAAUUUUAACCCUCCUAAUGAGUUCAGCUCCUGCAGUUUCUGGUAUUACCAGAAUUAUGUCAUGACUGAAACUGCACAGUGCAUUCUCAACGACCCCUUGACUACAGAUAUUGUUCCAACUGCAGUUUGUGGAAAUGGUUUUGUGGAAGAGGAAGAAGAAUGUGACUGUGGCCCUCCAGAGAUAUGUAAAAAUGAGUGCUGCGAAGCUGCAAUUUGUAAACUGAAACCUGAGGCAGAGUGUGCAGUUGGGGAAUGUUGUGAGGAAUGCCAGUUUAAGAAAGCAGGAGAACUAUGCCGGGCAGCAAAGGAUGACUGUGACAUGCCUGAACUCUGCACUGGCCAAUCUGCUGUGUGUCCCUACAAUCACUUCCAUACGGAUGGGCACCCAUGCCAAAACAACUUGGGUUACUGCUUCAAGGGAACAUGUCCCACCUUAGCAAGCCAAUGUAUUGCUCUCUGGGGACCAGGUGCAGAAGUGGCUUCAGAUGAAUGUUUUAUGAAUAACCAGAAAGGGAGCGAUUAUGCCUACUGUAGAAAGGAAAACGGCACAAACAUUCCAUGUGAACCAGAGGAUGUUAAAUGUGGCCGGUUAUACUGCACAGAUGAUUCAACUGAAGAGAAUUCAUGCAAAUACCGAUUUUCAAAAGAAAAUGCAGAUUUUGGAAUGGUUGAAACUGGAACAAAGUGUGGAGAAGAAAUGGUCUGCGGCUUCGGGCACUGUAUGGACCUAGAAAAAGCCUUUGGACCAGCUAUUAGCUUCUCUCAAAUGUGAUUUUGGAGAUCCUCUUUCCAGAAAGCUUGACUUCCCUCAAGCCCAAAGAGACCCAUCUCUCUUCAUCGUACUAGUAAAUCUUUAUUAACUUCUAGAUGGCAUCUAAAAUCUGCAAUAUUUCUUCUCCACAUUUAAUCUGACUACUUUUUGAUGUAAUUACCUUUUUCCGGCCACAAAGCUCAAUGUGUACAACACCAAAGGAAUAUGAGCUGUCAAGAAAAAAUAUUGACUGUUUUACUUUUGUCAAUGGCAAAACACAUUUUAAUGCAACAGGUUUUACUUUUGGAGCUGGCAUAUUCAAAGGCAAUGCAUUCUGUUCCAAAAAUUUCCCUCUGAUAAUCAAAGAUGUAGCUGCUUCCAUCAAUAAACAAAUCUAAUUCUGCAUUUAGUAAA